UGAACUUUCUAUUCAUUUUCUUCUUGGACUGACAGUACAUGCAGCCUUGCUUGGUGGACUUUGAGCAGGGAAUAGGAAGAGUGUAUCAACAAUUAUUUUUCAAAGAUAAGGUUGCCAAGCUUCCAUCAUGGAUCCUUCUAUGCGAGAGGAACUCAGUUGUCCUAUCUGCCUUCAGCUCUUUUUGGACCCUGUGGUUCUCCCCUGUGGCCACAACUACUGCCAGGUUUGCAUCUUGCAGACCAUCAACAGCAGCGAUAAAAAACUGCAAUGCCCAGAGUGCCGAAUGGAAUUUGAGGGUGCUCAGUCCCUGCAGAAGAACUUUAAACUGGGAAGCAUUAUCAACGGCUUCCUAGCAUCUACAUCAAAGUCUGAUGUUUCACCGGUGACCCAGCAGAUCCAACAUGCAUCAAAGUCUGAUGCUGUACCUGUGACCCAGGAGAUCAAACGUGCAUCAAAGGCUGACGCGACACUGGUGAACCUGCAGCUCAAACGCGAAAACUCAUGCAUCCGUUCAGCAGAUAGGGCAUUGCAGACAGGGAAAGAGUGUGAGAUCCACCGUAGUCCUCUUGUGUACUUUUGCUCCACGGACAUGACCUUGCUGUGCUCCAAGUGUUUCAUGGAGGGCCGACACCAGGACCAUGACCUUCUCACCUUUAGUGUUGCUGAGGGGGAGAUGAGGCGUGCCCUGGAGGUCCGGAGCAAGGUGGUUGGCAACAGGUUGCAGAUGACCGAUUUCCUUGUAGAGAGGGUGAAGGAAGAGCGGGGCCUGUCUGAAACAAUUGGAGACAAAUUGGUUAACAAGGCUGCCACAACAGUGGAAGUCAUGGCUGAACUGGUUAAUGGGUACCGUGACAGAUUGCAUAAACUCCUGGAGGAUGAGCAAACCCAACGUAGAAACAUCUGGCAAUCCGGUGUGGGUACAUUGGAGGAGCAACAGCAGCUGCUAGUGGAUGCUUUACAGAGUGCAAAUGAGGCCCUCAGCUUGACUGAUUCUUGUAGCUUCAUAAACAGGUUUCUGUUGAUAGAGGAGAAGCUGAGGAAGGCUGCCACAGUCACAAUUGCCUGCAACAUCCCCUCAAAGGCUCCGCUCAACACCAAGCAAAUGCAAGAAAGCCUCAGGACUGAGGCCUUCCGAGCAGAAAUGAGCCGCCUUGCCGAGUUCCUUUGUAUCCUCUUCAAUCCUCUCCAGCUUACCUUCAACGAGAGCUCGGCCCACCCCCAUGUGCAACUGAGCAACGACCUGCGCACGGCCAAAUAUAGCGAUAUCAAGCAGCCGUACCCCGAGCACAAGGAGCGCUUCACAAGCGCACCGCAGGUCAUGUGCAACGAAGGCUUUUCCAAUGGCGAGCAUGUGUGGGUGGUAGAGGUGGGCCCCGAAAGCAUGUGGUCGCUAGGGGUGUGUUAUAAGACCAUUCCCCGCCGUGGCGAUCACAGCCGACUUGGUCACAACUCCAUGUCCUGGCGGCUCCAGUGGAAAAGUGGCAAACUGACAGUGUGCAAAUCUUCGUCCAAUGUAGUGCUACGUGAAAUGAAAAUUCAGCCGCUGAAGAUUGAGGUGGCACUGGACUAUGAGGGCGGCACAUUGAUGUUCCAUAACAUUAAAGGCCAAAGGGAGCAUCUCUACACAUUCAAGGUUGCGUUUAAAGAGACAGUUUACCCAGCUUUUAGCAUCCACUCUAACACACCACAGUCUUGGAUUACACUCCAGUGUGGCUUGUGAGAUGGUUCCAGUGUUAGUGAUUGGGGACACCACCCUCCAUUUAGUUUCUACCAUUGACUGUAGACAUAAAUCAGUAAAUACCCUUGGUGACAUCACCCAUAGCAUUACCUGGCAUCCAUUCUUACUUUUUGAAGUGCCGCUAUGACAGCCACCAUGUUUCCCGCCAGUGUCGGUGAAGCCAUGUAUGGGGUAUUUGAGCGGAUAAAUGAUAUCUGUCACAAAGCUACACUGUGUUCAAUAUUCAAAUGUAGGUUUAGGUUUUUAGUAAAGUUGUCCGAUAUUAUCGGGUAGCCUAUGAUAUCGGCCGUUAAAAGCUUCAUAUUGGAAUAUCAACGUUGGAUUUUCAUUAGCGGUUUUGGGCCAAUAUGCAUGUUGCCUCCAAAGUGCAUGUAGGAACUUUCUGCCUUGUACAAGAGCUGGUCACAGCUUAGCACAGCAGUUAUGCGUAUUGACCAUUAGAUGUCUCUAAUGUAAGAUGCUUAGGAUUUGUUAUGUGAGCAGACCAUUUGAAUUCAUGGUACAAAAAUUAGCUAAGAUUGAAAAUUAAUGAAUAUGUUAAGUCCACGAGCGCAUAGGAUUUUUGGAGUUGGACAAUUUCGGGAUAUCGAUUAUCAGUUAAAAAGUCGUUAUCUGACAACUCUAGUUUUUAUUUAAGACGUAAGAUGCAACGGCUUGUUUUCCACUUCCGAUUGGCUUCAUAAAAUUGUGAAAAAAAAAAAAUCUCAAAUACACAUUAGGAUUUCUGUGGCAUCUGUGUUUUUUUUAAAUACCAAUAAUGACGUAACGAUUGUGGUAGAAAAGAAUUCAACCCCAUGCAGUUUAUAAAACAAAAGUGUCGCCAUUACAGUCUAAAUACUACGUUUGUGCCAGGCUUUAAGUUGGGUUAUUUUGAUGAUGAAAUCAGGUGGUUUAGAAUUGAAGUGAAUGGGCGAUUCUUCUGAUUGGAAGCCAGCAUCUCUUGGCAACCUCUGGUACUGCAGCACUUUAAAAUACUUGCGAGGAUUCACUUUCCCAGACGGGAGGUUCCCCGUUGGUUUCUACUGAUCACUGUAUCUGCUCAUGAGCUCCCCCUCCAGCACUGUGAUAACUGCCAAUUGUCACCUCCCACCCACCCUGUAAAACUGGACUAGGACCACCACUGAUGUGUCAGGGUGUCAAUUGAUUAAAAAUUGCACCUAUAUGAACAAUACUUGGAAUUUGCUUUAUGUAUUUACUAGUUUAAAGCAACACUUUUCAGAAAUAUUCAUACUUCAAAUAGAACAGGUACUGCAUGUGUGACAGCAGCGGUGGAUGAAGUAAAACGCAAUAAUUUGCUACCUUAGUAUAACAUGAAAACUGAGCAUUCUAAUCAGAUAGUAGUUUGUUUACGAAGACAUUAUUCUUAAACGUUAAUGAAUUGUAUUGUUUCUAUUGAUUUAUGCAAACAAUUGUUAAUUUUAAACCUCAGAUUCAUAUUACACACAAAAUCACGAUCUAUUAAUUUUGUUUUCUUUUACACCAAAUGUGAAUUGUGAUAUUUGUAUACAAAUAAAUGAUAGUUAUCA
This is a messenger RNA of Corythoichthys intestinalis (scribbled pipefish), 3264 nucleotides long. RefSeq names its product E3 ubiquitin/ISG15 ligase TRIM25-like. The record is from RefSeq and is a predicted model, not a curated record. Lineage: Eukaryota; Metazoa; Chordata; Actinopteri; Syngnathiformes; Syngnathidae. The transcript has 4 exons. Gene Ontology annotation, molecular function: zinc ion binding; protein binding. Bases 128 to 1720 code for a protein of 530 amino acids.